Scleropages formosus (Asian bonytongue) is the source of this 1836-nucleotide messenger RNA. RefSeq names its product tubulin tyrosine ligase-like family, member 10 (gene ttll10). Gene Ontology annotation, molecular function: protein-glycine ligase activity, elongating. The transcript is spliced from 11 exons. Lineage: Eukaryota; Metazoa; Chordata; Actinopteri; Osteoglossiformes; Osteoglossidae. Gene Ontology annotation, biological process: protein polyglycylation. The record is from RefSeq and is a predicted model, not a curated record. The coding region runs from base 1 to 1836 and encodes 611 amino acids.
AUGGAGGGAGAGGAGAAGGGCCAGAAGGAUCUCACUGGGAUGGAGGAGAACCCCUCUUGCUACACAUAUUAUCAGCAGGAGGUGGAGAUGAGGAACCAAAAGUCCUCUCCAAGGAAGCAGCAGCAGGGGAUGCAGCUGAUUCAGGUAGGAAGAGGUUCUGAUGAGAGAAACAGGAGGGUAAGCUUCUUGGGCCCUCUGCAAGUGGGGGUUCAGACACUCCAGAACCAGCAGAACAGAAAGUGGGAGAAUCCCAGAGGACCUGGGCCUUUCUUCUUUGUGGGAGGAAAGAAUGGUGAAAAGAUAGUGACCGCGUACUGUGAAAGCAAAGGAUGGCAUCGUAUUUACGACAAGACAAGAGAGGACUACACACUCAAGUGGUGUGAGACCAAAUCGGUUCUCACCUAUUACAAUUUCAGAGAAGGAGAGCAGCUGCUCUACCAAAUCCCUAACAACAAAGUGCUAACCACCAAGAUUGGGCUCCUGAACAGUCUGCGAGACUAUGAAAAGGCCUCCAGAACAGCACAUCCAGGUCACAGGUGCAGGAGGUUGAAAAUGGAAGACUUCUUCCCCACAACCUUCCGCAUGGACAUCAAAGAUGAGCGGGAUGCCUUCUUUUCCUAUGUGGAAGGACUAGGUAGUGCUGAACCAAGCCCAUGGAUCUGCAAGCCCACAGGCCUCAAUCAGGGCCGGGGAAUCUUUCUCCUGCGGACUAAAGAGGACAUAAAAGUCUUUCAGGCACGGCUGGAGAGCACCAAUGACAACCAGGGUCCAAGGAAGCUGCUCACCCGUCAGCCGCAGGCACGCAUUGUACAGAGGUACAUCCAGAACCCCUUGCUCCUGAAAGGCAGAAAAUUUGAUGUGCGAUCAUUUUUUCUUAUUGCCUGCACAACACCCUACAUGGUAUUCUUUCGCCAUGGCUAUGUUAGAUUGACCUGUGACCUCUACGACCCCAAGUCCAACAACCUUGCAGCUCAUCUAACCAAUCAGUACAUGCAGAAGAAGAACCCACUGUACAGUGUGGUGAAGGAGGACACUGUCUGGUCCAUGGAGAGGCUUAACACCCACCUCAACCAGGAGCUCAGCAGGGCUAAAGGCCUCCCACUGGACUGGGUCUUUGGGCCAUUUACGCGGCGCAUGCAGCAUGUGGUUCUGCAGUGCUUCCAGGCAGUGAAGUCCAAGCUAGAAAGGAAGCUGGGCUACUUUGACCUCAUCGGAUGCGAUUUCAUGAUUGACGAGGACUUCAAGGUGUGGCUGCUGGAGAUGAACUGCAACCCUGCGCUUCACGUCAACUGCCAGGUGCUGAAGGACGUAGUCCCUGCAGUGGUUUGCGAGACUCUGGACCUGACCCUGGAGAUCUUCAACAAGCGUCGCUGUGGCCUCCCGCUACUUCCCCUGGUUAGCCAGAGAGAAUUUGUGCUGCUUUAUGCUGAGAACAAUGUCCCUGAGUGGAGCAGGGCCAGCAAGGUAGCAAGAAGAAAGAUGCCAUGCCCUAAGGGGGUGUCUACCCAGAAGGCCUCUCACCAGGCUGUGGACAGUGGCACAUUCCUUGAUGCCUCCUCUGUCCAGGCUUGCCUCGACCACCCCUCCAUAAGAGGGCUGAGUGUGCCUAUGAAACAUAUUGAGCUCAUUGCAACUACUCCACCCCCCCAUAAGCUCAUCCCCCAGCGCAUCGAUCCCCCUAAGGAGGGUACCUGGCAGCAGAGUUUUCCCGCCCUGGUACAGCGCCAGCCUUCCAGACUGCUGCAAGUAGGGAGCAAUGUUGUGUCACUGUCCACCCCAGUACUCUCCAAGGUGCCCUGGAUUACUGGCAGUCACCAAAGGACUAAACCCCGCUGA